Messenger RNA from Aureobasidium vineae, 774 nucleotides. The record is from the annotation of a GenBank genome assembly. Lineage: Eukaryota; Fungi; Ascomycota; Dothideomycetes; Dothideales; Saccotheciaceae.
AUGGACUUUCCCCAANACACAUCAGAAACAAACGAGUACGCAGCUCUCAAAGCCUUCCUCAACGAUGAAUCCUCAGUCGAAGAGACGGUCAACAACUUCAUUUCCAACUCCGACUCGUCAUCCGCAGAAGACAAACUCCUACGUUCAUGGGACGCGCUAGGUCUUACCGCCUCAGAAACACCAUCCGGUUCGUCCAAACAGGAGAAACUCGUCUCUUUCCUUACCGCUAUUCGCGACUGUGACACCAAGGUCGGCGAAGUAGAGGGCAAAUCAGUCUCUUGGUCAUCACUCCCACUCUUCGGUCGCCAGAUCCGCGAACACUGGAAUUAUGACGAGAGGGCUGCACAAGAUGAUGACAAAGUUGCUCAGAUGUGGGCGAAUGCGAAUGCCUUUGCUGCACGCGUUACAGCCACUGCAUCUGCAUUUGACAGCUCGGACNCCCUCGACUUUUCGAUAUACGCAAUUUGGGCAUUGAGAGCGGCGUUGGAAGACAAAGACGAUGUGCCUGAUGCCACGGUACGGGCAGCUGCAAUGUGGAUAUUGUAUGCUGGAGAGGUGUUGCGGAAACAGAGUAAAGACAAGAGAAGCUAUGAGGGCAAGGUCGCACAGGCAGGAAACAAAUACCCAAACAAAGAGUGGAAUGGGUUUGAGAUGGACAGAUGGAGGAGUUGGAACAAUCGCUUUGCGAACAUUAGUGAGGUCUCGCCGUAUCCUGAGAUCAAGGACAUUACGAAAAAGACAAAGAGACACAUGGGUGAUUUGGCGAACUGCUGA